AUGUCUACCAACCCCAGUACCGCCAACAGCACACAGACGGACGUGCCAUGCACCCUCGAUACGUGCUCGCUGUCCGAGGGCAUCAUUACGUAUCAGCCCAACAUCGCUGGCAACGCAUUCUUUGCUGCGCUCUUCGGUGUCCUACUUCUCGUGCAGCUGGGCCUCGGCAUCCGACACAAGACCUGGAGCUAUCUGGUGGCCAUGGUCUUUGGGCUGAUUCUCGAGAUCGUCGGAUACGUCGGGCGUAUACAGCUACACGAUGACCCUUUCAACUUCAACUUUUUCAUAGAGUAUCUCGUUUGUCUCACAAUUGCACCGGCUUUCCUUACCGCCGCUAUCUAUAUCACAUUUGCACGCGUCGUCAACUCAUGCGACGAACGCCUCUCGUGGAUCCGACCAAACAAAAUUUCCAUCAUCUUCAUGGCGUGCGACUUUAUUUGUCUGGUCUUGCAGGCCGCUGGAGGCGCCAUCACUUCCACAUCAAGUGGGGAGUCUCGAGAGGCAGUGGCCAUGCGACAAAACGGCGUUAAUAUCAUGAUUGGCGGUCUGUCAUUUCAGGUCGUUUCGCUCUUCUUAUUCAUACUAUAUGCUGCCAUUUACGCGUGGAGAUGGCGUGUUGCAACUGCACUCCAUUACCGCCAUCGACUACCAUCUGCACAUAUGAGUUUCGGGUGGAGAAGUCUGGUCUUUGGCCUUGCUAUUGCCUCGGUCACAAUCUUCGUGAGAUGUGCUUUUCGCGUUGCUGAACUGAGCAGGGGUUUUCAUAGUCCCCUCGCUGGCAACGAAGUGGCAUUCAUGAUAUUGGAAAGCACCAUGGUCUUUAUUGCGUGUCUCUGUUUAACUUUCGGUCAUCCUGGUUUAUGCCUGGACAUAGCGUGGAAGCUUCCAAAGCAAGUAUCGCGAAAGAGUCGAGAUGCGGUUUUAGAUGUGGAAUUAGAAAAUGUGCACACCGGGCGAUAA
This is a messenger RNA of Cryphonectria parasitica EP155, 960 nucleotides long. RefSeq lists its product as uncharacterized. NCBI's taxonomy places the organism in Eukaryota, Fungi, Ascomycota, Sordariomycetes, Diaporthales, Cryphonectriaceae. The record is from RefSeq and is a predicted model, not a curated record. The transcript is spliced from 3 exons. Gene Ontology annotation, cellular component: plasma membrane; fungal-type vacuole. The coding region runs from base 1 to 960 and encodes 319 amino acids.